Molecule: messenger RNA, 906 nt
Organism: Triplophysa rosa
Lineage: Eukaryota; Metazoa; Chordata; Actinopteri; Cypriniformes; Nemacheilidae
Gene: sec22ba
Product: SEC22 homolog B, vesicle trafficking protein a
Exons: 5
Coding region: 116-763 (215 amino acids)
Biological process (GO): vesicle fusion with Golgi apparatus; retrograde vesicle-mediated transport, Golgi to endoplasmic reticulum; endoplasmic reticulum to Golgi vesicle-mediated transport
Cellular component (GO): endoplasmic reticulum-Golgi intermediate compartment; ER to Golgi transport vesicle membrane; SNARE complex
Molecular function (GO): SNAP receptor activity
Source: RefSeq, a predicted model, not a curated record
GGCCAACUCAUCUGAACGCUGUUGUCAGUUCAAAUGUGUCACUUUCUACCAGUCAGUGAAAUAAUAGGUAGAUAGCUUCACUUUAGAGUAGACAGAAGAGAAGAAAACAGUCAAAAUGAUGUUGCUGACUAUGAUCGUUCGAGUCGCCGACGGCUUGCCACUUGCUGCAUCUAUGCAAGAGGAUGAGCAGUCUGGACGAGAUUUACAGAAGUAUCAGAAUCAAGCCAAGCAGCUUUGUCGAAAACUGAAUGAACGGAGUCCUGCACGGUGUACUUUAGAAGCAGGUACCAUGUGCUUUCACUAUGCCAUUGAGAAGGGAGUGUGUUACUUGGCCUUAUGUGAAGCAGGAUUCCCCAGGAAACUGGCAUUUGCCUAUCUGGAGGAUCUUGAGGGAGAAUUCAGUGAGCAGUAUGGGAAAAAGGUCCCAUCAGUUUCGAGGCCAUACUCAUUAAUUGAAUUUGACACAUACAUACAGAAGACCAAAAAGUCUUACGUUGACAGCAGAGCACGAAGAAAUAUGGGCAACAUCAAUACAGAGUUGCAGGAUGUUCAAAGGAUUAUGGUUGCCAAUAUAGAGGAGGUUCUCCAACGUGGAGAAGCUUUGUCUGCUCUGGAUUCCAAAGCUGCCAAUCUGUCCAGUUUGUCCAAGAAGUACCGCAGCGAUGCCAAAUAUCUCAACACAAGGUCCACCUAUGCUAAAGUGGCUGCUGGUGCUGUUAUUCUCAUCACGCUCAUUGUGUAUGUACGCUUCUGGUGGCUGUGAAUGUAAAUGACAACUUCAAGCAGAAACUCUCAGGGCAUCCAACAGUUCAUUAUGGCCUUAAAGUGAUGUUUGAGAGACUAAAUAGCAUCUGAAUGAAGAAUGUGAUGUGUUCACACGUUUUCACUGUUUUAUUGUAACUUAAU